This is a messenger RNA of Lonchura striata (white-rumped munia), 2555 nucleotides long. Lineage: Eukaryota; Metazoa; Chordata; Aves; Passeriformes; Estrildidae. The record is from RefSeq and is a predicted model, not a curated record.
CGUCGCCAUCCCGGUUACCAUCCCGGUUACCAUCCCGGUUACCGUCCCCGUCCCGCUCCCUGUCCCUGUCCAUGUCCAUGUCGCGGGCGGGGAGCAGUGGCACUGCCGCGCUGGAGCGGGCCGGGGCGGAGACGGUGAAGCGGGCGGUGCAGCUGGACGUGGCGUGCCGGUUCCAGGAGUCGCUGGUGUGUUACCAGGAGGGCAUCGACCUCCUGCUGCAGGUGGUGAAAGGUGCGGGCUCGGAUGAGGCGAAGAAGCACCGCUACCGGCAGAAGAUAUCCGAGUACAUGACCAGAGCCGAGGACAUUAAAAAACACAUUGAGAAAGAGAAACAAGAUGGCAAAUACCAUAAGCAAAUCAGGAUAGAAGAAAAUGCAACAGGUUUUGGCUAUGAAAAGCUUUUCCACGAGUACCUCACUGAGAUUGUUUCUGAAGUUUGGGUGGAAGAUCCAUACAUUCGACAGGUUCAUCAGCUGUAUAACUUUCUACGGUUCUGUGAGAUGCUAGUUAAGGGGCCAUGCAAGGUGAAAACAAUCCAUCUCCUCACUUCCUGUGAUGAGGGUAGUAGGAGUGAACAGAGGAUUGCCUUGGAAGGAAUACAACAGUCAUUGAGUAAUUAUGGAGUAACACUGAGUAUUGAAUUUUCAUCUUCCAUACAUGAUCGAGAAAUCAGAUUCAACAAUGGAUGGAUGAUUAAGAUAGGAAGAGGUCUUGAUUAUUUUAAGAAACCACAGGGUCGUUUCAGCAUUGGAUACUGUGACUUGGACUUGAGACCUUGUCAUGAAACAACAGUGGAUGUCUUUCAUACUAAACACACAAAGCAAAUGUGAUCAGAAAUUACUGCUUUUAAUAAGUGUUUUCAUAAACAUAAAAAUGUAAGACUGAAAGAUAUUGCUUGAGUCCAGCUGGUUGCCCACAGAAGCAACUCUUCUAAGUACUUAGUGCAACACAGCUUUUAUAAUCUAUAUGUUUUAGAAUAUUUGAGGCUUUCCAGUCUGAGAAAUCAAAACCGCAUGAUUCCUUCAUUGUACUUCUUUUGUAAUCUUAAUACAAUCCAUAUCUAAAUUUUAUCUUGAUUUGAUAACAGACCCUCAGUAAUGUCUUUCAAAAGCCUCUUUAAUGCCAUUUCUAUUUUUACUGUUGAUUUUGUCUUGAGCCUGUUUUGGAUUUUAUAUCUUUAACUGACCAUCUCACAAUCAUUGGAAGCUGGGCUACCACAUGUCCUCUUUUAUAAGCAGUCUUAUUUAUUUCCUUUAAUUCCUGUAUUCUAGUCAUGACUACUGUUUUGCUGGGAUUUUGUCAAUCCUGUAAUACUUUAUUUCCCAGACUUUACUAGUAAUCCCAAAUUUCACAUUCCACUUUCCAACCUCUUUGCCUAUAAUUGUGGUAGUGUUCAGUACACAAUCAUUUUAGGGUUGUCUUAUGUGUCUCUGCAUAAUGGAUUUUGGACUGGGAAGGCUGCAAACAGCUGUAAUCUCUUCCCUGACACUCCUGUGUAUUCUUUUAUUCCAUGAUUCAUGACCAUAUACCUCAUACCAUCUUUUGCAUUAAGUGUGGCAAGGAUGUGAUCCUCUCCUGGUCUUACUGUCUGACUUUAGAGUCUAAUGACUGGCUUUUCAUGCCACUCUCAACUGCAGUAAGCUAUUUUGCUACUACUAAGGUAGUCCCCUAAAAAGAAUAAAUUGAAGUUUUUUCAGAAGUUGGGUACCCUGAGUAUCUCAGUGGGUCAGAGCAUGGUGUGAAUAAUGCCAAGGUCAUGUGUUUUAUGCCUGUAAGGGUCAUUCAGUUAAGAGCUGAACUUGAUCCUUGUGGGUUCCUCAAAAUAUAAAAAGUCCCUUAACUUAAAAUAUUCUGCGAUUCUAAGCAAUAUGCUAUUUAGAAUAAAGACAGUCUUCCCUUGUCAUUCCUUCAGCCUUUGGAAGCUAGAAGGUAUUACUAGAAGUGCUGCUUUUUCUGCCCAAGUCAUACAGUCUGAGAUAAAAAACAGGCCAGUGUCCUCUUUUUCAGGUCCCAUCAAAAACUUUUCAUCCUCAGGACUGACAAGUGCCUUACACUUUCUGCCUUGUAAUACAAUAGGCCUCUAUAGUCUCGUAGCUUAUUUAUUGCUAGAACUUUUUUUGUUUCCUAUAUUUAUUUUUCCUGAUGGUUGGUGUAUUCUGUUAUCUUUUUUUUCCCUUAAUGUACUUUAUUAUUUCAUCUUCUGUUAUCUAAUGCUGCUAUUCUUUUCCUCUUGCUUGUAACAAACAAUCUAUUCCACAGCAACCAGUAAGAAAUGGAGCUGGUCUUUGCCUUAUUUUCUGGGUCAUAAUUAGCCAGUAGUCUGCCUUCUUUAUCCUUUCUCAUAAUAAUGUUUCAGCUUUGCAGUGUUGCAUCAGCAGAAUGAAUAAUAUGUGCCACAGAGCUGUGUGCUAUUAAUCAUUCCCCUAAACAUUCCAUAGGAGCACCCUGGUUUGCUGCUGUGAUAGGAAGUUCCUAGUCACUUGUGAAUUUCAUUCAGUUGUGUAUAAUAUAUGCUUAUUUUUAAUGGGAAUAAAGGUUAUUUUUUAUCAUUUGUA